UACUGUGCGUCACAAUGUGUAAUAUGUCACAGUGUAUGUUAAACUCACGUUCUUUUUCGCUUCAGCCGGCAGUAAUAAAGCAGGACUGAUUUUCAUUUACUCCACUGAAAUACACUGAAACAAUGGCAAAAAAAACUGUUCAACUAUUUUUUCGAGUGUUUACUGAGAUAUCUGAAAGCCGGUGUUCCAGCAUUUGGAGAAAAAACUCAGUCCAAAACUCCAUCAGACAUCUGAGUUCAUGUGGUGUGUUGACACAACGCUGCAGCUUAGUGCCAUUUCCUGUCAAGUUUCAGUCCAUCCCCAAACGUAGUUUCAUUAGCCUGGCUGGCCCAAUUUUAGCACAAAGAAUAAAGUACUCUGAGAAUAGGACUAUUGGGUACUCAGCGUCUCAGAUGUACAAUAUCGUUGCCAACGUGGACCAGUAUCACCAGUUUGUGCCUUGGUGCACGAGGUCAAACGUUAUAAAGCGGAGGAAUGGGAAUAUGCUGGCCCAAUUGGAAAUUGGAUUCCCUCCUGUCAUUGAACGUUAUGUGUCUGAGGUCACAGUAAUUCCUAACUACCAAGUCAAUGCCGUAUGUACAGACUCAUCACUCUUUAGUCACUUCGAGAUGUUGUGGAGGUUCACACCUGCUUCUGGGAACCGAGGAGAUUGCUGUAACGUGGAGUUCUCUGUGUCAUUCGAGUUCAAGUCCUUGCUCCACACUCAGUUAGCAGUGGUGUUUUUCGACGAGGUGGUUAAACAGAUGGUGAACGCUUUUGAGAACCGAGCAGCUAAGCUUUACGGCUGCAAUCAGGAGACAACAGCAUGGUGAGCACAACAUGAGAGCACUGCUGUGUAACUCUCUCAGGGAACUUCAUAAAAGACGUAUCAAAAUCAUGGUGUUUUACCCCCAAAAGAGGCUCUUUUUUGUCAUAUUGUACCGGAUAUUAUACAACUGCUGCUCUCUUGUGUGUACUUUUAUAUAUUUACACACACACACAAACGCACACAUGAAUGCACCAAAAAUUAUUUAUUAUUUUAAUUAAAAGAUUUAUUUUAUUCAGUGUUAGAUUGUAUUAUAAUGUGAGAAUGAAGUGAACAUGUGGGCAUGAAGAAUGCUAUUUUAAUUUGAAAUGAUUUUCAAGAAAUUAAGAAUUUUGCCUUGAAGUUGCUCUGACUGUUAAUGUAUUUCACUGUAUUUAAAAGACAAAUGUAUACUUUUUCUGUAUAUAAUCAUCAAAUGUUUUGUGAAGGUAAUAGCACAAAGCUGUGCGGCACUUUUUUACUUUUACAAAAACUUAUUUAUCUCCAUAAAGUGUAUUUAUGUUUAUAAGAUAAUUUUUUAUUAGAAAUGUAUUAUAACUUCAACACUUCAGCUACCUGUUGGUGUUCCAAGAAACUUGCAUUAUGCCUAGAUCAGGAAUUGAGUGAUUUAAGAGUGAGCACAAAAUAACAAAUACAUAAUUGCUAUUAUAAAUCUCUGCCGACAUGUACUUUCUAUAUACUUUUGAAUUUCAUAACUCAAAAAGUACAAAUAAAAUGCACAAAGGGGGUGCAGUGCAAUUCAGGAACUGAAAUCUAUUUAUUUUGUUCAAUCAAUCAAACACACUUUUUUCAACGUUAUAUCAGGAGGUUGGCUUUAUAUAUGCUUUCUGCUUCUUUUGGACCUUAAUUAAGGUGUAAAAAAAUAAAUAAUUGAAUGGAAUGGAACACACCACAUAUACACAGGGUUUUUUGUUGUUGUAAAACAUCCAAACAGCACAACAUCAAUAUUACAUUUAGAGAGCAGUGCUGGCUAACGACAGGUGACGUAAACUUUAUAAACAAUGCCCUGGCACUUCUAGAAAUACAUCAAAAAAAUAGUUUUAGCUAUUAAAAAAACAACAUUCACCUCUAAACAUAGUUAGUUAUUGCACUAGUUGACUGUUAAUGACAAAUUGGCAGCUGCAGAAUAUUUGAGAAUGGUUGAAAGAUCAACAGCCUUGGAGAACUGUAGACGAUUUCAAUACAACUGUUAUUUGAUGUGUUAAUAAUAAUUUUUUAACAUCUAAUAUUAAGAUUUUCACAGCAUUAAAUCAGCACUACAGGGCAUUUAAUCACAUUUGCUAUCACCAGACUAAGGGACUGUGUAAUAAAGCAGAACACCACAAACACAGACAGAAUGUUUAAGACAAAAAGACAUGACCCUUCCCCCAGAUGUCAAAACUGAUCGAAAUAGUGAUUAUUGGUUGUUGGUGUUGUUUCCAUGGUUACAUAGACAUGUGUUCGGGCAGCACGUAUGAGAUGUCAUCCCAUGGGUGACGGUAUAGACCCUGCUUCAGCCGCUUCUGGUCCAGAUAAUGGCC
Messenger RNA from Silurus meridionalis, 2325 nucleotides. RefSeq names its product coenzyme Q-binding protein COQ10 homolog, mitochondrial. Bases 123 to 812 code for a protein of 229 amino acids. Lineage: Eukaryota; Metazoa; Chordata; Actinopteri; Siluriformes; Siluridae. The record is from RefSeq and is a predicted model, not a curated record. Gene Ontology annotation, biological process: ubiquinone biosynthetic process; cellular respiration. The transcript has 5 exons. Gene Ontology annotation, molecular function: ubiquinone binding. Gene Ontology annotation, cellular component: mitochondrion.